Molecule: messenger RNA, 2725 nt
Organism: Galdieria sulphuraria
Lineage: Eukaryota; Rhodophyta; Bangiophyceae; Galdieriales; Galdieriaceae
Product: aarF domain-containing kinase
Exons: 1
Coding region: 25-2190 (721 amino acids)
Biological process (GO): protein phosphorylation
Molecular function (GO): protein kinase activity; ATP binding
Source: RefSeq, a predicted model, not a curated record
AAGUUUCCUAGAGUUUGGAAGAGUAUGGAUACCAGAAACGUUUAUCAGUCGAAGAAAUUUUCAGAUUCAGAGAAAAGCCAAUUCUCAUAUACUGAGACUCGAGAAAGGUUGUCGACAGCAGAGCAACUCUUACAAGAGACGAGGAAGCAAGGGUCGAAGGCUGCAAGCAAAACUGAACAAGUUAGUAGGCCAGAAAGAAGUUACGAUCAUCUCAGUGACAUUGACCCUAAACUUGGCAGUUCCGCUGUCUCUAAUGGAAUAUCCAUGAAAGAUAACACAGUGUUUUCAACCGAGUUGUUACGAGAAUCUCUUGAUUCUGUCAGACCUCGCUAUGAUCCUGUAGUAGCUACUGCUUACUUCCGUACGCGGUCCUUGGAUGUGAGGAAGAGACAAAUAAGAAUUACGGUGCCUAUUAUGUUAUUUCUUAGUAAAGUAAUUCUGGACUGGCAACGUGGUGUAGAAAAGCGGAACCGUCGGAAGAGGGCCAAAGAGUUUCUUAGUAUUAUUGCCAGUCUAGGACCAGCGUUUAUCAAAGGUGGCCAAGCACUUUCAUCUAGGCCAGACUUGCUUCCUCCUGAAUAUUUAGAAGAAUUGCAAAAGCUUCAGGAUCGCCUUCCUCCUUUUCCAAACGAAGUAGCAUUUUCGUUAAUAGAGAGUCAACUGAAGAAACCAGUUUCAGAGAUAUUUGUAAAGAUUGAACCGGAACCGGUAGCAGUCGCAUCUAUUGGCCAAGUAUACAAGGCAUAUUUGAGAAAUGGAGAAGCAGUUGCAGUAAAAGUGCAGCGACCAGAAUGUGAGAAGAUAAUUGCUCUGGAUAUUUAUAUUCUCCGUCAGUUGAGUGGAACACUAAGCAAGGCAUUGAAAAUGUUAAGAAGAGAUAUCAAUUUGCAAUCCAUUAUUGAAGAAUUUGGAAAGCUCAUUUAUGAAGAGAUAGACUACAUAUCUGAAGCUAGAAAUGGAGAAAGAUUUAGACAGUUAUAUUCAAGUAUUCCAUAUGUAUAUGUACCAAAAGUUUAUUGGGAAUAUACUCGAGACAAAGUCUUGACUAUGGAGUGGGUUGACGGAACACGAUUGACCGAUACGGACAAGUACGGAAUGGACGCUUCACGUUUGGUUGAGACAAUGGUGCGUUGCUCACUGAAACAAAUGUUGGAGGUUGGUUACUUUCAUGCGGAUCCUCACGGUGGAAACCUGAUGGCAACAAAGGAUGGGAAACUGUGCUACUUAGAUUUUGGAAUGAUGUCAGAGUUGAAACCAGCUCAGCGUUAUGGAAUUAUUGAAGCUGUUGUGCAUAUGGUUAAUCGCGAUUUUCGUUCCUUGGCUCGACUUUAUGUACGCUUAGGAUUUCUUCCGGAAGACACUCAUUUGGAUCCUAUUGUAGAAGCACUGAAUCGUGCAUUACCAGAUGUUUUAGGAGCUUCGGUUGGAGAACUCAAUUUCAAGUCGGUAAUUGAUAAACUUGGUUCUGUUAUGUAUCGCUUUCCAUUUCGGUUACCAGCAUAUUAUACUGCCAUUAUACGUUGUUUGGGAGUAUUGGAAGGCGUUGCCAUUCAAGUUGAUCGCAAUUUUAAAAUUCUUAAUGAAGCUUAUCCAUAUAUUGCAGCGAGGCUAUUGACAGAUCCCUCUCCUGAGUUGCAGGAUGCUCUUCGUGAUUUGAUAUUUAAAGAUGGUAGACCUCGUUGGAGUCGACUAGAGAGCCUUGUAGAGUCUGCAAGUACGAAACCUGAAUAUGACAUUGGAGCAGCACUUGACUUGUUGAGUGACUUUCUAUUGGGAAACAAAGCGAGAGAUAUUCGCUCACAUUUAGUGGAAGAUAUAACUACAGCUGUGGAUCAGUUAUUUUUGGAUAUUGUAUUGUAUUAUCGGCAAUUGUUUAUUCGAAAUAUAUCAAGGCUGGAUAUUCCUAUUUUGAAAGGGAACAUGUUUAGUAGCCAUUCUCGUCAUUUGGAGAAUGACACAUCUUCUGAACCUCAAUUGACUCGUUCUAUGGAAGUCACUAUGAAAAUUUUGGCCAUUUUAAUUCGCAGUCGAGGUUUAGAACCAUCACAGAUAGCUGAAUUGGUUCGCAAGUGGGUAAUGCAUGCGGAAGGAAGACGAUUUGGUUUUCAGUUAUCUUUUGGUUUGGCAGAAAAGUUGUCCAAUCGAUUGAUUAAACUGGUAUUUGAUUUGCCCGAUCGUUUCUCCGGUUAAAGUUAUGUGUGAAUAUCUAUUAACAUUUUUGGGGAAAAGAGACGUGUUUAGCUUCAAUCAUGUCGUUGUAGUACAAAGUAAAUAAAAGUAUUGUUCAUAAGAGACAGGAAGAAUCGAUUUCCCUAGUAAGUCGUUCAGUUCUCCAAUAUCUUGUUGUUCUUAUCGCCGUGGACAACUUUGAAAUACUAUGGGAACUUGCUACUCUCUAUGUUUCCACUUGUCGAGCAGAGUAAUAAGAAGUCUGGAAUGCAUCUAGGUUCCAAAAUCUAUUGUUGUUGAAGCCAUAAAGUCUUUGUAAUAGUCUUCUCUUUGAAGUUGUUGUCCUUCAAUAGCCUUUAAAAACUGUUCUAACAACAACACAAGGAGAGAAAACAGUCUCAAGUUCUCUUUUUACGGCAAAAACUACGUAGCAAUUGUUCACAAAGCUCUGUAAAGACUUGAAUUUCCUUUGAUGGAAUCCAUUUCUAUAACUCUUUUUUAUAGUUGUGGAAACGAGUAUUCUGCGUCAAGUAGGGACGUUGCGAAAGUAAUUCCG